GAGUAUCAUCAUGAUCUCCGGCAACAGAUGGUGGCGGCGGAAAGUGCUCAAAUCUGACUGGGUGGAGGCUCCCAUGGAGAUGUCCGGACCAGCAAUUAGAGAUGGAUUUUUAAUGAUGACCAUGGAGCAAACUAAGUUAGAUAAUCUUCACUGAAAUUUUUAAUUCUUAUCAGCUGUUGGUUUUCGCUGUUUUAUUCGGAUUUCCACUGGAGGCCGCGGAAGCCUCGGACUCGAUUUAGUCAAGCCCUCGGAGCUGAGCUGAAUGAACCGCAUUGUGMGAUUGUUUGGGAGGUCUCGUAAAACGUAAUUAACAAAGUUUCACGUUUGGAAGUACGAACGCGUGAAUUCGCUUAGAGUAAAUUUAGUUUUGCCGUAGAUCAGACGGUGUAAAUAUGCGGUGUGAAGAGAAAUUUGGGAGACAAGCUAACUGCUAAGUUAGCUAAAAGCGGUAUGUUGAUUGAAUGAAUGAAAUUAGUGUCGACCACCUGGAUUUAAAUAACUGCUUAUUGUCAAGAACUUUAGAUUUCUAUCCUGAAUUUCUCCCACCAGGAGAGAUUCCCCAAGGAGCUGGUUCUCGACUUUUAUCCACAAAUGGAAAAGAAUGCUGCGCCUGAAAGUUGGAAAGCUGCAUUUUAACAUGUCAAAGAUUGUGGAGUGAUGGAACUCCCUGUCGUCUCCUAAUGUUUACGAGCUAGUUAGCUAGCUACACUUGUGCACUUAUUGGACUCGGGCGGURAAAUUGCUUGAAGCUAAAGUCCGGUUUGGAAUAUGGGGAAUUCGGUGUCGUGCUGCGUCUCUCCGGAGUCCAGCCCCAAACUUCCGUCGAGACAAGCUCUGGAGCGGCUGGAGGAGUUCCACACCAGCACCGAGGUGAGCGACGACAACACGGUGCCCUACCUGCAGCACAUCAGCGACAGAGAGGUGACGGAUGUGAGGGACAGGAGGAAAAGCAACCACAUAAACCAUGUCACCCAUGUGUCCCCUGGUCCGUUAUCAAAGAAAUACAGCUCCUGUUCUACCAUCUUCAUAGACGACAGCACCGUCAGCCAGCCCAACCUCAAGAGUACAAUCAAAUGUGUCACUUUAGCGAUAUACUACCACAUCAAAAACAGGGACUCAGACAGGUCACUGGACAUCUUUGAUGAGAAGUUGCACCCUUUAUCAAGAGAGCCGGUACCGGACAACUACUGGUCUGUCGACCCAGAACACAAGCUGAUCUACCGCUUCGUCAGAACGCUCUUCAGUGCCGCACAGCUCACAGCAGAGUGCGCCAUCGUCACACUGGUGUACUUGGAGCGCUUGUUGACCUACGCUGAGCUGGAUAUCUGCCCAGCCAACUGGAAGCGCAUCGUCCUGGGAGCCAUCCUGCUGGCCUCCAAGGUCUGGGACGACCAGGCGGUGUGGAACGUGGACUACUGUCAGAUUCUUAAAGACAUCACUGUAGAGGACAU
This is a messenger RNA of Austrofundulus limnaeus, 1451 nucleotides long. RefSeq names its product cyclin-Y-like protein 1. Gene Ontology annotation, molecular function: protein kinase binding. Gene Ontology annotation, biological process: regulation of cyclin-dependent protein serine/threonine kinase activity. The record is from RefSeq and is a predicted model, not a curated record. Lineage: Eukaryota; Metazoa; Chordata; Actinopteri; Cyprinodontiformes; Rivulidae.